This is a messenger RNA of Cynara cardunculus var. scolymus (artichoke), 1661 nucleotides long. RefSeq lists its product as uncharacterized. The transcript is spliced from 10 exons. The record is from RefSeq and is a predicted model, not a curated record. Gene Ontology annotation, molecular function: calcium ion binding; 3'-5'-RNA exonuclease activity. Lineage: Eukaryota; Viridiplantae; Streptophyta; Magnoliopsida; Asterales; Asteraceae. Bases 177 to 1499 code for a protein of 440 amino acids.
CUCGUUGGAUGGCAUGAAACCAGUCUGCCCCCACACAAUUUGAUUCUGUUCCUCCAUUCGCCAAGCCUUUUAUAUCAUAUAUAGAUGCAAGCUAACCCGUUGUCUUCCUUCAUAAUCACCCAUAUCGUGAUUAACGAUGAUUUCUUACACAUCAUCGUAAGAAAUAGGUUGGAAUCAUGGGAAGAAAUCACAGAGGAAUUGCGAAGAGAAGGGCAUUAAGAGUAAUGGGUAAUUAUGCGAUCUCUUCCUCCAUUGGAGACCCAACUUGUUUUUCAUGCACAACCUUCAAUAUCCUUGCUCCAAUUUACAAACGCCUUAUUCAUGAGGGUAGAGCUUGCAAAGAAAGUGAUAUCAGGUCCUAUUGGUUGAAUAGGAAUGAAAGGAUCUUGGAUUUUCUGUUGUGUGAAAGAUCAUCUAUAAUCUGUCUCCAGGAAUUUUGGGUUGCCAAUGAAGAACUUGUUGAAAUGUAUGACACAAGGCUUGGGGAUGCAGGUUAUAUCAAUUUCAAGCUUCCACGGACCAAUGGUCGUGGCGAUGGCUUGCUAAUUGCUGUGCAUAAAGACUAUUUUCGUGUUAUCGACCAUAGAGACUUCCUCUUCAAUGAUUUUGGCGAUCGUGUUGCUCAGCUUUUGCAUGUUGAACUGGUUACACCCUUCCCACAAAGUCGAUCCAAGAAUGUUUGUCGUGAACUGCUCAUUGUUAAUACUCACUUGUUAUUCCCACACGAUUCGAGUAUGUGUUUGGAAAGAUUGCGCCAGGUGUACAAAAUCUUGCAAUUUGUCGAUGCUUAUCAGAAAGAAAACAAUCUUAAUCCUUUGCCAAUCGUUCUUUGCGGUGACUGGAAUGGGAGCAAGCGCGGUCAUGUUUACAAGUUUCUAAGAUCGCAGGGAUUUGUAUCAUCAUACGAUACUGCUCAUCACUAUACCGAUGCUGAUGCACAUAAGUGGGUUAGCCAUAGAAAUCAUCGGGGAAAUAUAUGUGGUGUCGAUUUCAUAUGGCUUCUUGAUCCAAAUAAGUAUCGGAAGGUACUCCGAUCAAGCUGGAGUGAUGCAGUUUUCGGGUUGUUCAAGUAUCUAGUGAGUCGGGCCUCGCUUACUGGUGAAGAUGCUUUCGCGUUUUUGAAGGCUGUGAGCGAUGGCGAUUAUAUUACUUACUUGGGAUUCUGUGAAGCAUUACGCCAGCUUAAUCUCAUCGGCCAUAGGUAUGGGCUUAGCGAAGACGAAACACAAGACUUAUGGGUUCAAGCAGACAUCGAUGGAAAUGGCGUUCUUGAUUAUAAAGAAUUUCAGCAACAAAUAUGGAAUUCUAUGUGGAGUUACCAAACGGAAAACACGAUCAAGGAUCAAGAAGACAUUGCGAAUGGUACACAGCAGACGACAGGAUUGAGUGUGAAGAAUGCAGUAAUGUUCCCAACGGAAGCCGAAAAUGGACUGUGGCCGGAAGAGUAUUCACUAUCGGACCAUGCGUGUCUUAGGGUCGAGUUUUCGGCGGUUAGAUGACAUGGUGUUGACUGAUUUCUUGAUGGUUUGGGGGUGCUUGUUAAGAAAGAAUGAAUGAAUCAGACAGCAUAAAUGAAGAUUUGUGAAGGUGGAGAAACUGGUUGCUGGCAUUGAAUGCUAUUGCUAUUGCUAUUGCUAUUGCUAUUGCUAUGUAUACAUGAA